CAAAGAGUAAAAAGAGCAGUCAACCCAAGAGUACGGACAAGGUCGCACGCGAAUGCCCACACGACGACCAUUAAACUUAAAUUCUCGAUCGUAAAUUAGAUCGAACAGUAAAACGUAUUCGGACCUCAACUAUUCAACACAUCGAAACUUUUUUCAGGAUUUAUGUGACGUUUCUUUUUCUAAGUGCCAGUGUUUCCUUGUGCCUUGUGCUUUUAAAAAUAAUAAUGCGGUGGUAUUAGGGGUACGAAACUAACUUUAGCUGCAUUCAACUACGUAAGGAGCACCACCAUGCGUCUGCUCCUCCUGUGCGUGGUGCUGAUGACGUCAUGGGCCCGGAGCCCCGCCCUGCGCGUCGGCACCGGCAUCGCUGACGUCACGGGACCCCCGGCUGAAGUCACGUUUAUGGGCUACGCCAACUUCAAGCAACAGGGCGAGGGCAUCCACCUGCGGCAGUUCGCGAGGGCCUUCGUGAUCGAGCAGGACGGGAGACGGUUCGUCUUUGUCUCCGUCGAUGCGGCUAUGAUGGCCAAUGGAGUGCGGAAAGAGGUGCUCCGUCGCCUCCAAAAGCGCUACGGCUCCCUGUACACCGAAGCCAACGUCAUCAUCAGCGGCACCCACACGCACUCCACGGCCGGGGGCUUCCUCAUGGACUUCCUCUUUGACCUGCCCAUCCUGGGGUUUGUGAAGGAGACCUUCGUGGCGUACUGUGAUGGGAUCUUUAAGAGCAUCUACAAGGCGCAUAUGAGCAUGAAGUCAGCCCGCGCGCUGUACGCGGAAGGGGAGCUCCUAGACGCCAACAUCAACCGCUCGCCCAGCGCUUACAUAUUCAACCCUCUGGAGGAACGGGAAAGAUACAAAUACAACGUGGACAAAACCCUGGCCCAGGUCCGUUUCGUCUCCCCUGAAGACAACAAGCUGCUCGGCGUCAUCAACUGGUUCGCCGUCCACCCGACCAGCAUGAACAACACCAACACGCUGGUGUCGUCCGACAACGUGGGCUACGCCUCGGUGCUGUGUGAGAAGGAGCUCAAUGGGAGGAAUACGCUGCCGGGGAAGGGUUUAAUAAUCUGCGCGUUUGCCUCCACGAACCUCGGCGACGUGUCUCCCAACACGAGAGGACCCAAGUGCGAGUUCUCCGGACGCAUGUGUGAUCAGGAGAAGCUGCUAUGCACUCUGCCGGACGAGCGGUGCUUCGCGUCGGGCCCCGGCGUGGACAUGUUCGACAGCACGCGGAUCAUCGCCACCAAGCUGUUCGAGAAGGCCAUGGAAGUCCUGAAAGGUCCGGCGGAAGACCUGACGGGGGAGGUCGGCAUAGUUCACCAGUUCGUGGAGAUGCCCACACAGGAAGUGGCCCCGUAUGAUCCCAUAACGCAGACUUUCAACACUAGCCUAAAAGUCCGCGGCUGCCUCCCAGCCAUGGGCUACAGCUUCGCGGCGGGCACCACGGACGGGCCCGGCGCCUUCGACUUCAGACAGGGAACCACCAGCGGCAACCCGCUGUGGAACGCCGUCAGGGACUUCAUAGCAGAGCCUACAGAGGAAGAUGUGAAGUGCCAGGCGCCGAAGCCGAUACUGUUGGCUACUGGGCGGGCAAAGUUCCCUUACGAAUGGCAGCCCCAAGUAGUCUCCUGCUCAGUGGCCCGGAUCGGGGGGUUAUUCCUAGCCGCAGUGCCGGGCGAGUUCACCACGAUGUCCGGGCGGAGACUGCGACAUGUCGUCGAGACCGCCGCCAAAGGAGAGGCCAAGCGGGUUGUGUUGGCCGGCCUGUCGAAUAUUUACAGUGAUUAUAUUGCCACGCCUGAGGAGUAUCAGGCACAAAGAUACGAAGCGGCAUCGACGAUAUACGGGCCGCAUACACUCGAUAUCUACUUGAAUAAGUACACCGAACUGACUGACGCAUUGAUAACGGGCAAGACCCCCGACGCAAUAGUCCAGCCUCCAGACUUCGGCGGCAACCUCAUAACCCUGGUGCCCCCCGUGCUGUGGGACGCGGCGCCGUGGGGCAAGGAGUUCGGGGACUGCCUCGAGCAGCCACAGAAGGAGUAUAGCCAUGGCGACCUGGUGGUGGCCAAGUUUGUGUCAGGACACCCGCGCAACAACCUGCGGCACGGGCGGUUCUACGCCACCAUCGAGAAGCAACAGUCGGAGGCCGACGACGCCUGGUCCAUCUACGCCACUGAUGCCGACUGGGAUACCAAGUUCAUCUGGCGCCGCGACUCCAAGAUCCUGGGCACCAGCACGGCCGAGGUGACCUGGUCAAUACCCGCGGACACCCCGUCAGGCACCUACAGGGUACACCACUACGGCAACUACAAGUAUAUCCUGGGCGGGAUAUAUCCGUACCAUGGGUUCUCGGAUAGCUUUACGGUAAAAUAAGGAGAUGUGAGUUGUGACAAUCUGGUCCAGUAGGCUUUUGAAUAUUAUUUGUUGAUCUUGACUUUUUAUCCACUAAUGAAGGGGAACGACGGGUAAACACUAAACAGUGGCAAGAGUCUAUCCUUUGAUUAAUCAAAGAAGCCCACCACAGAACUUCGAGAUGAUAAAAUGAUUGAUUCAGAAAUGCACUGGGUACCUACUUACCUAGGUAUCAUUUUUCAAGUGCCAUGUCAUGGACCAAGUAAUUAAAAUAUGUAAAUAAAACUCUAUAAGUAUACGUAAAUAAUUGACCAAUAUUUAUCAUGCCAAAGUAGAUUUUACGACAAACAUUAUUUUAGCUAGUCGGUUAGUUUUAAAGAAUUAUGUUAUGUAAUUGUAUUUUAUAAGAUUGUGAUGUAUUUUGUAUACUUUUGUCUAUAAGUGUGUAUGCCUAAUACUCUAGGUUCCUAUUUAACUAAACCUAUAACCUUGUUAGGUUGUUGUCAAUUGAAGUGCCAGUAAAAUAAAUACAUCUA
Messenger RNA from Plutella xylostella (diamondback moth), 2891 nucleotides. RefSeq names its product neutral ceramidase (gene CDase). NCBI's taxonomy places the organism in Eukaryota, Metazoa, Arthropoda, Insecta, Lepidoptera, Plutellidae. The record is from RefSeq and is a predicted model, not a curated record. Gene Ontology annotation, cellular component: extracellular region. Gene Ontology annotation, biological process: sphingosine biosynthetic process; ceramide catabolic process; long-chain fatty acid biosynthetic process. Gene Ontology annotation, molecular function: N-acylsphingosine amidohydrolase activity.